Molecule: messenger RNA, 2328 nt
Organism: Vidua chalybeata
Lineage: Eukaryota; Metazoa; Chordata; Aves; Passeriformes; Viduidae
Gene: LACTBL1
Product: lactamase beta like 1
Exons: 7
Coding region: 24-1790 (588 amino acids)
Source: RefSeq, a predicted model, not a curated record
UGAGAAGAGCCUCCUGAGCAGCCAUGGAGGGGUUACAGCUGCGGCAGGCACCCUGCAGCCGGAGCUUCCUCAAGCUCACUGCCAUGGAGGUGAAGUGGAUCCAUGUCUUGGUCGUCUUCCUCUUCCUGCUGUCCAUGGCUAUGACCGGCUGCUUCCUGUGGCAGUACAGCCUCCCCAAAGUGGAGCCCAAUCCAUCCUUGAUGGAGGUGAGGUCAGAGUCUGUGCAAAUGUGUCCCCGCUAUCCUGAGCCGGUGCCACUGGACCACCCUCUCCCCAUCCUGAAGGAAGCACUGGAGAAGGUGGAUCAGAUGCUGCGGCAGAAGAUGCACAGCUCCGGCCUCCCGGCCAUGUCGGCCAUCGCCGUCUACAACGACACUGUGCUCUGGACGGGCAACUUCGGGAAGAAGAACGCCUCCGACCCUGCCUCGGGGGUGCCCAAUGAGUACACCAUCUACAGAAUUGCCAGUGUCUCCAAGAUCUUCCCCACCAUUAUGUUGUACAAGAUGUGGGAGGAAGGAAAAGUCACAUCCCUUGAUGACCCAUUGGAGCGCUAUGCCCAGAACUUUGUUAUUAAGAACCCUCUGGGGAGGUUCAAGGACUCAGAGCAGAGAUACACAGCGGACGGCCUGGUGUUUUUGGAAAAAGGCUCGAUGCCCCUGAAGCCAUCCCUGGUCACCCUGCGCAGAAUGGCCAGUCAGCUCUCAGGUCUGCCCAGGAGGCUGCGAUCCACCAGCCUGCUCUGGAAGGGCAACACACAGGACGCCCUCGCGCUGCUCAAAGACGACGUCCUGGUGGCCGACCCAGGAACCAGGUGCCACUACAGCAACCUGGCCUUCUCCCUGAUGGCCCACGUGCUGGCUGACCACGCAGCCAAUGGGCAGUACCAGCGCUGGAUCUCGGAGAACAUCCUGGACCGCCUGGGCAUGGAGGACACAGGCUUUGACAUCACGGCACCCAUCCGCUCCCAGAUGGCUGUGGGCUUCUACGGCAGCCAGCAGCCAGCCCCGCUCUACGACCUGGGCUGGUACCGGCCCUCUGGCCAGAUGUACUCCACGGCUGCCGACCUGGCCAAACUGGCCAUGGUCUUCCUGGGCACUUACCACCGCCAGCUGCUCGAGCCCGACACAGUGAAGACAAUGCUGACACCCCUGUUCAAGUGCUCCGUGGAAUACUUUGCUAACAAGACAGGCACGCCCUGGGAGAUUAACGAGCAAUUGGGAUAUGAUGUCAUCAGGAAGGAUGGGGACCUUGAUGGUUACUCAGCAACCUUCUCUCUCAUCCCGAAGCUCCGCCUGAGCUUCAUUGUGCUGAUGGCAGGGCCCAGACCUCAGGGUGGGGACAUUGUGACUCAGACGUACGAGUAUCUCAUCCCUGCCAUGGAGACAGCGUUCAGAGAGGCUGACAAAAGCUUGGUUCCUCCUCCAAACCCAAUCCCUUAUGUUGGCUACUACACCUAUUCCAACCUAACUUUCUAUGAGAUCAAAGUUGGAAUUGGUGGGGUGCUGCUCAUGCAGCAGUUUGGGCCUCAUGUGGAAGAGCUGAUCCCUGAAAAGUAUCGGACAAUCAAGCUCCACCACCUGGAAGAUCGCGUUUUCCAAGUCGUUUUUGACAAGGAGUUCCCAUGUGUUCUGCACCUGGGCUCUGCCUCCAUCUCACUGGAGACGCAGAAUGGGCAGCUCUUUAACUUCUACCCCUUUGACCGCAAGGGUUUGUCCCCCGGCUUUGACGCCCCGGGGCUGAACACCUACAACGUGGUGCGUGUCCUGCGCAAGCCCGUGUUCUACAGCUAAACAUUCCACACUCUUCCCUCCACUCCUGGGAGCUGCCUCCAGAUCUGUGUCUUACCAGACUCUCCUGCCUGUGUGGCAUUGUGGAUGCCAUUCAAAAGGGAAGGAUAGAGGCAAAUGACUCUUGCUAAACAAAUCCUUCCCACUUUUAAGACUACUUUAAUGACUUGUCAUUGGCCCCCAGCAGUGCACAACAGGCCAGCUGGCACCUGGGCACACCUGCAGGAAAAAGAAGUGGGAAUGUGCUGGACGGAUGUGUUUGGAUGCCACAAAAAAAAAGCCGAGCAUUGAAGUGCUCCACUCUUAUAUUGUCUGUUUGAUGACCACUGUGGUGAUCAACUGCUAUCAUCAAAGUGCUGAGAGUUCCCUGGGUCUCUCAGAAAAUGUAUCUUCAUCAGUCCAAGGAUUUUUCCAGGGCUUUUCAAGAGCCUGUCUAUCACAAACAAGAUCCCUUUCCUGAGAUUGCCAAAAACAUUAUGUGCUAAAAAAUGGCACCAGUCUGACAACAGGCCCUGCUUGGGAUCCCCUGGAAGUAAGAGUC